ACAAAUAAAAAAUCUCAUUUUGACUUGCAUAUGCAAUUGCAUUUGUUGCAAGCUUGCAAAUAUGUAAUUGGUAACCACAUCAAUGCAAUAGAUUUUGCAAUUGCACACACUCAUGUCAUGUCAUCUUGCAAUUGAUAUUACAAUACCAAUGUGGAUGCUCUUACGAGAAAAAUUGAAGGAAAAGUAGGGUGACAGUUUACUAAUAAAAUAAAUAAAUAGUUUGUUACGAUUCUUUUUUUUAAUGAUGUGCUACCAAUGAAUAUCUUUUAAUAAAGGGAGUGGUACAAAGAGAAUUUUUUUAUCAAUUACUUUUUUUAAUAAAUUAUAUUUUAUAAAGUAAAAAAAACAUAUUAAUUAAAAUUUUCAGAAAAUGCAAAUAUGGGAGAUAACACUAUUCCCCCACACUUAAGUUCAAAGCUAGGUGAUAUUAGGGGCGGAGCUACACUAUGGUGUGGAGGCCCCUCCGAGAAUUCCGAAAGUUACGUAUAAAGUUUUCUUGAUUUUUGAAAACAAUGUAUAAACUGGAUUGAUAAUGAAAACGGUUGCAAAAGAUGGAACAUUAAGUAGUUUAGUCUAACGGAAGGGUAUUAAUACUUAAUCUGGUCAUUGGAAGUAUUGUAGGUUCGGUAAUCCAUGCUGUCAUUUCUGUUCCUCUUCUGGUUUUUUCAUACUCCACACUGCAAUUUUUGUUCCUUUUUUGGUUUAUACUUUUUAGUUGUACUUUGCAUGAAAGUUCAAUAGAAUCAUCUAGUUCUCAUAUUUAGUUUCUUACUUAAGAUCUUUUACUUAAAAUUAAAUUCUUCAACAUUGCAUUUCAAAGUUUUGAGGACUCUUUUGAUUUUUGAAUAUACAAUGAGUAGUUUUUUAGUGUAUGGUAGGCAUUCAUAUUUUAGCUCAAAAUAUAGUGAAAACUUUGCUUUAUAAUGUUUAUAAAAAUUUUCGGCCCCCCUAAUGCUCGAAUCCCGCUUCCGCUCCUAGGUGACAUGGUGGCAUAACAUUUACACAAGCUUGGAUUUUCACAUUUUAAGCACAACAAGACCACAAGCAAUAAGAGGCAUGAAACUAGGUAUUUCAUAUAUUGAAUAGGAUGCAAAAGCAAGUCUAAAUCAUGCCUUGAUGCUAACAAUACAACAUGCACACAAGGGUAUGAAGGCUAGAAAAUUUAACAAACACUUGGUGGGUAUAUCAUUCAAAAGAGCCAAAACAUGCAAAAAAAAUUCCACCUAGGCAUCCACAAGCCAUCAUACACCUCAAACUGUAUCAUCCAUUCAUCAUUCAACUAAUCACUCGCCUAAUUCAAUCAUAUCAUGCAAAAAUAUCAUUCUCCUCACCUAAGUACCCUAGAACCACUUUUUCAAAAUUGACAAGGUAGAGGCAUUUACACACUUGGAAACACAAGUAGGCACAUUGGGGAAGGUGAGGAAAAGGCAAGGGAGUAAAAACUUGGCCAAAAAAUUGACACGGGGAGGUCGCUGGAAGCUCAAUGGAGGCUCGACAUUGGUGGAACAGUGGUAACGGAUAACCGCGAGAUUGGCACCGAAGGAGCUCAAUGGAGGCUCGACAUUGGUGUGUGCUUGUUUUUUUAUUUUGGGUCUCCAGAAGUCAACGAAAACAUCUAACAAUCGUCGGGGUUAAAACGGUUGUUAAUAAGACUUUUUUUUGUUGCCAUAGUUAUCCCUGAAGGGAGCAGUAUAGAUACAACAAUACAUAAGGCCUACUAAGAUCAAGCUAGGAAGUUUAAAGAAAAACACGAUGGUCGACAAGUGUCUGCACUAUCGCUCUAAGGGCUUGUCUUGCCACUAUAUGGGCAGCUCUAUUAUACCUAAGGAGAGCAAAAUAAAGCGUAGCACGAAUGAAAGAAGCUCUCAAUGCCUGAAUCUCUUGCAGGAGAGCUCCACCCACCGCGAGCUACGAGUCCCUUGCAUUGAUCAUCCUAACAAUCACCUGAGCAUCCACGCGAAACAAAACAUUAGUGAAAGAGUGAGCCAGAGUUGCGAAGAGCCAGAAGCUCUUCGAGAAAAGGGACAUAGACAUUAGGAAGAAGAAUCCUGAAGACGUAGUGAAUAAAACUUAAUAACUACUGUUAUUUUAUUGUAGCCAAUAGUUUUAACUACCAUUUAUUUGGCCCAAUUGUACAUAUUUCCUCCCAUAUUCUUUAGAUGUUUGAGGCAUUUUCACUCUGUGAGGUUCGGUUUUACGCUAGGUUGUGCUUGUUUCUAGUGUGUUUCAGAUCCUAGCAGGUGGAAUCGACGUCGCGAAGGAAAGUUAGACAAAAAGGGGCAAAAAUGGAUAAAAGGGAGCUAACAACCGAAGAUCACGGUGGAAGCCAGAACUUCACGGUCAGGCCGACCGAGAUAAAGAGGCCAGGACCUUGAAGUGCAAGGCGACCAGGGAAGUUUUACAGCCUCGUGGGCUCACGAGAAAUCACGGUCGCUCAAUCGUGAUAAUCCGCUCUACACCGUGAAGUCCUUUAGUGAAACGACGUGCUUUUGUCCCGAAUCACGGUGCAAGGUUUGAGUUCACGGCGGUGAACUGGGACCGUGAAAAGUCGUCGAUCUGGGUAUAAAAUGGGAAGUGAAUGGAAAGAAGAGGAAGGAGAGAGCCUAGUGAGAGAACUUCUUCUUCCUCAGAUUUCUAGAGAGAGUAUGACGAACACAAGAGGAGAAGAAAGUUAGGGUUUCAUCCAAGCUCCAAGAUUUGAGAAUCUCAUCCUCCAAGGUUGAUCUCCACACCAAAGGAAGAAGACAAACAUCUCAAGAUGGUCUUUUCUCUUCUCCUUUAUCCUAUCCCUAGUCUUAGCAUAAAGUAGUUCCCUUUUUUCACUUGGGUGUUUGUGAACCCUAGCCAGAAUCAUGUGAUUGUUUGUAUGAAUUAAAUAAUUUGUGUAUGGUUGUGUUUUAAUGCAAGUAUUGAGAUAUUUUCAUGAAGGUUGUGUCGUGUUUUCCAUUUCCAACUAUUUUGCCAAUUUGACUUAGGUAGAGGGAAAUCCCCUUCUUGCUAAGAGGCUUUCAAAAACUGGAAUUUGUUGGACAAAUUGAGCCACCUACUUAGGCCGAUUUAGGGGAAAAAAUCUUACUACAUUUUAGCACCUUGGGUUGGUUGUAUUUUGGCCGUCGAGAUUAUGGUUUGAGGGAGAAGCCUUGGAAACCUUAGUCGAUUGGCCAAGAGAGCUAUUUUGGUAGCUUAAUUUGAUAUCCCUUGGCUAAUCGACCAAGAGAGUGAAGUUUCUUCACUAGUUGCGCUUCCCUACGGUUUACCACCACUUUUACCACACCCUUGCAUUCGGUUCAACUCAUCUUGAUAACUAGCUAGGGGAGCAACACCUGGGUGAAUCCUUCUCAAUUAGUGUUCAAAACCAUUUACCUUUCCAAUUGCUUUUAAUCGUAAUCCAUAGUUUUGACCAAAAAUCGAUUGCUAGAUAUGUUUAAAACAGUUGAAGUAGGGGGUACAUGAACCGACCCGGGUUUGACAUUUAAAUUCUUGCUCUAUACUGCACCCGGCUAGAGUUUAUACUUGGGCUCCAGUCGGGAUUUAAGGUAUUCGAAAAGAGUCAAGUUUUUUUUGGCGCCGUUGACGGGCAACUUAGUUCCAUUAUUUUGAAAAGAUUUUUUAGUGUUAAUCUAGCGUUUUCUUUUUGCUUUGUUGAUUGUGAAUCUUGCUUGUGUGCUUCGAGUUGUGUUUUUUUGAAGUGUGUGUAGGAGGGUGUACGACCCGGAGUAAUCCGACACUUUUGACGCCACUAGAUGAGAACCUCAACCGCACUCUCGGAAUCUUGGCUCGUGAGAGGGAGUUGGCAAACGCAAGAAGAAGGAUAGAGGAGAGGGGACAACCACAAGUUGAUCCCGAAGUUGAAGAAUAAGUUGAAGUUGAGGAGGAAGUUGAAUCGGAGGAAGAUGAAACUUUUUCACUAGUUGCGCUUCCCUACGGUUUACCACACCCUUGCAUUCGGUGCAACUAAUAUUGAUAACUAACUAGGGGGAGCAACACCCUUGUGAAACCUUCUCAAUCAGUGUUCAAAAUCAUUUACCUUUCCAAUUGCUUUUAAAUAUAAUCCAUAUAGUUUUAACCGAAAACCGAUUGCUAGAUAAUGUUUUAAACGGUUGAAGUAGGGGUACAUGGACUGGCCCAAAUUUGACAUUUAAAUACUUGCUCUAUACUACAACCGACCUGAGUUUAUACUUGGGCUCUAGUCGGGAUUUAAAUCAAGGUAUUCAGGAAUAGUCAACCAUAGAAUGAAACAGUAGUAACUAGUUAUUUAUUUUUAACUACCGUUUUGACUUUUAACAACGACCAAGUUAACCCACUGUAUUUAGACCGUGACUAAAAGUAUAACUAUCGUUUUGUGGCUAUUAACUACCAAGGUUUGUCCACUCGUGGGUUGACCCGCCGGUUGACCCCGAUCCUAAUCGAGAGAGACAAAUGGGCCACGUACAAUCACAGGUCGACCCGCUGCAAGUUACCAGGUUGGAGGUCAUACGAUGCCAUUUUUCCUUUUAGUUUGUGAAAUGCGCCUCUUCCGAUUUUCCUCUUCGCCUAACCCUAUUUUUGGAAUUCUAAGUUGAACAAAUAUUGAUGUUAAAUAAGUGUGUGAAUUUUCACUAUAUGCUAGAUCCAAGUACGAUGUAUUAUUUUGUUGUAAUGUUCUAUGUUAUUACUCAUAUGUUAAAUGAUAUUUGAUUAUAAUAUAUAAAUGUAUGAUCAAUAUAAUGAUUUUUUUUUCCAUAUAUCAUGACUAAAUCGAACUAAAGGUAUUAGACCAUUAACCAUUAGUCCUUAACCCAUUUGCUUGAUCGGACCAACUAUGUAAACCGGCUUGACAACCUCAGUUUUUACCCUAGGUAAAGGUGUAUUUUCAGGUAGUGGUUGUUGGUUAUGCCAAAUGCCAUAUACUUUGGAUCGGCUAAAGUUUUGUGACAGUUCAUUUGACAUUUGGUGUAUUGGGUGGUUUCUGCCACGUGAGUUGGGGCAAUCCCAUUGACUUGGGAAAUGUAAUACCAUUUUAAAACGAUCGCCAAUUCCAGUUAUCAGCAUGAGCUGCUAGUUACUUGCUGUACCGUCCAGCCUUGGAUGCAAUUCUUAGAGCGGGCAAAUUCAUAACUAAACUCAAAGCUUCCAGAGAGGCAGCAGAAGCAGAAUUUGACUUGAAGAAGAGGGUGAGAAUAGUCCUAAAAGCCCAAGCCACCCACCCACCGCACGUGCAAUUUCCCCACACCAAACUAGCUAGCCCACUUGGAGAGAGAGAAUCAUUUCUACUUUUUCUAUUGAUAUGAUUUGAAUCGGACUAUCAGCCGCUAGGGAUGGCAAAAAUAUCCGUAACCGUGGAUAUCCACCCGAACCCGGCCUAAUCGGGUAGGGUAAAACCCGAACCCGAAGGACAUUUAGUGGGUAUGGGUAAAAUCCGAACCCGAAUAUUGCGGGUAAUGGGUGGGCAUGGGAUUCUCAGUAUCCAACCCGAACCCGCCCGAUUAUACAUAUACAUAUGUAUUUUGUCUAGAAAUAGUCAUUAUUUUUCUCUAACAUAUUUUAUAUUUAGCAUAUAAAUAUAAUAUUUUCAUAAAAUUGUGUUGUUUUAAUUAAUUUUCUUCAUUCUAGUGAAUUAUUGUCAUACUUUUCCUCUUCCGUAAUGUGAGAAUACGUGUGAAUGUUAACAUAUUAGUUGGAGUUAUGAAGAGAAAUCAUUACCCAAGGAUAACCGUGGAUACCCGAAACCCGAACGGGUAUGGGCAUGGUUUUAAUUUUCUACCCGUUUUAUAUGUGGGUAUGGGUAAAACCCGAACUACUUUGGGUAAGGUAACAGAUAUGCACUAUCCGUCCCCGACCCGACCCAUUGCCAUCCCUAUCAGCCGCUACGCCUGAAAGUCACGGGGUUUGUAACCGUCUCUUUGAAGUAUAGUGAAAACUGGCUCUCUCUCCUGUCCGUGGACUAGCUAACACACUUUGUUUUAGUGAACCACGUAAAUCAUGUGUCGUGUCUCUGUUUUCAUUUUCUUGUUUUGUCGAAUCCUCCGAUUUAGAAGUGUAGUUAUAACACCUUCCCAAUAAUCUAUAGCUGACAAAGAGCUGGCAACCAGCCACCCGUGCAAGCUGCAGCAGGCAGUGGACUCCAGCGAGCAAUGAGAGAGAGAGAGAGAGAGAGAGAGAGGCAGUGAAGGUAUUUGUAUUUUUUGGGAACAGGAACCUGACACUCUCCUUCUUUCUCUAAUUAUCACUCAUAUCAGCAUAUUUAAAAACAAAGAUCCAAACAGAGUCACAUACCCUUGUCUGCCCGCAACACAACCACCGCAGAUGUAGAAAAAAAAAUCUUUAGCUAGGUAUCUCGAUUCUUGUUUUUUUUUUUUUUUUAACGUUUGUGCCCUGAACCGACAAAUGAUCGUAGGAAUUCUUUUAAUUGCAUUUAAAUGUUCAAUAAUUAUGUUGGUCUUAAUUUACUCUUUUUAUCAAAUUAAUUUAUACUUUGAAUGUUCAGUAAGAAUCUUGGACCAAGAUUUUGUCCCGAUUGUUAGGUAAGUAAAUUGUUUGCCUUGUUCAUAAAUGAACAAAAAAAAAAAAAUGCUUGGCUUGUCUCCUUGUGGAAUAUUAAUGUAGUAGUAGUAUAGCAUAGACACGUAUCUUAAUUAUGUAGCGAAAACAUGAUCACUACCUAACUGAUCAGUGUUUUACCACCUAAAAGGAAACAAAACACAAGAGUUUUGGUGGGAUCACCGUUUCUUGUUCUUAGGAUGUGUGAUGAACUAAGUGAAAAAAAACAUUUUUAAGAAAAUUUAGUAGGGAUCACCGUCUCUAGAAUAACUGGAGCGAGAAUAUCAACAAUCUUCUUUCGGCUCUUGAGGGAAAUGGCCUUGUAGUGAGCCAGCUAAUCUCUGGGAUUAGGAAUGGUCUUUGUCGGGCCCAGGGAGAGUGCCUUGGGCCAUGGUGGUCACAGUCUGGGCCAUGUCCCCAAUCUGGGUCUGGAGAUCCCCAGCGGCGUAUCCAGAACACAAUAGUGCACUGGGCCGGAUUUCAUUAGAAAUUAGAUAUCGUAAAAAGGAUAAUGAUUUUAUAUUUUUUUACAAUGUCAAUUGUUCACGAUGGUGUUAUAAUUUAGCGAAUGCAUCAAUAAUGGAGUCUACAUCCAUGCCAAUAGUAUGCUUUGUUUCAAAUAAAAUACUUAAGCAACCGGCGAGUAAUUCAUCGCUCAUUUUGUUGCGCUAAUUAAUUUUCACAUGUUUCAUUGUUGAUAAGGUUCUCGCUGUAGUAGCUGUUGAAACGGACAGCGUCAAUACUAAAUCAAUCGACUAAUCAAUUUCCAUUGUGUGCCAUCCCUAUAUCCAACAACUGCUCUAGUAAAUUUUCAAUGGAAUAAAUCUCAUAUUUCUUUUAUUAGUCUUUUACGCAUUAGACUUUUAAAAUUUCAGGUCCGUUGUUUUUGUUUAAACGAAAAUCUUUAGGGCUAGAAUUUAUAAGCUAAAUUUAGAGUAGUUAUUUGAAUAUGUUCAUAUGAAUUAUUUUUCUAGUUACACACAAUCUUAUUAUAAAAUAACACUGAACCGAAUGUCUAAAAUCGAAAAAUUCAUAAGGGCUAUACUAACAUUGGAUCCAGAGGAGGGCGGGCCUGGGUUGGCCACCCCCUGGAUCCGCCAAUGGAGAUCCCGCAAUAUGGCCUGCUGGUAUUAGGGAUGGCAAUGGGUCGGGUUGGGGCGUGUUUUGUCAAACCCAAAUCCAAACCCAUGGGUUUAUCCGCCAAAAAAACUCGGAGUAAAACCCGUUGGGUUUGAAAAACUCAAACCCAACCCAACCCGUUGGGUAUCCGCGGGUUCAUGGGUACCCGUGGGAUUUUGUGGUAAAAAAUUUACAAUAACAAGUUUCUUUCAAAAUAAAAGUUUAACAUCAAU
Molecule: messenger RNA, 7871 nt
Organism: Linum trigynum
Lineage: Eukaryota; Viridiplantae; Streptophyta; Magnoliopsida; Malpighiales; Linaceae
Source: the annotation of a GenBank genome assembly